AUGAAAUUAACGAGGAGACCUCAGAGGCCAAUCAAAGCUUUGAAAAGGGCUCCUUACUACCUUGCUUCAAUAGCUCUGUUGUACAUAGUGUUUGGCAUCGCGAUUAAGCAUGGCUCAAACGAACCAAGAGCCCCUUCCGCUCAAGAAUCGAGCAGUUUUUCGAAGAAAGACUACUACGAAAACUUCUUGCAGCGUUUGCCUGUCUCACGGAUGGGGCAGGACUCGAUUUCGCAAAUUAAUUUUGAAACUCGAGCUGGAAGCAGAAGAUUUACGCAGAAAGAUGAGCUCGGCAAGACGCUUGUACCAGCUCGUAGUGGACACGAGGUGGAGCCUGGCCGCGAGGUGUUACUACCCGUUGCGUCAUCUUUCCGACAAUGGGAGCGCUCUUUAUCUACUGAAGAAAGAUGGUCCCACUCACUUGCCGCGACCAUGGCGUUUGUUUCUAAGCUCGUACGCAUGGGGUUCAAGCACCCGGUCGUCCCGUUUUCCUGGAGGGACUGGCAUGACACCUCUGAAAUCACAAAGACUAAAGUUUCAGGCCUAAGCUCUGAAUAUUUCGAAGUUGCAGAGUCGGAAGCAAUCAAAGCCGCAAGAGGUGCGCGUUUCCUUUAUUUGGAUGGCGUGGCAAUUAACAAGAUGGUCGUUCUGUACAAUGAAAGUUGCAUUGAGCUCAAUGCAAGGAACCUCGACAGCAGAAAGAGCGCAAUAUUUGACCCGGAAUCCGGGAUGCUGAGCGACAUUCGCGAGCUUGAAUCUCAGCGAGGCCCAGCCUUUUUCAAUAUGAGCUCUGUCAAACAAGACAUUUCCUUAAAUAGUCAGGACCAUCAGUCUGCGUCUAGAGAGCCUCUUCCAAGCAACCAUGAGGACAGUGCCAAAUUACACCCAACAAAACCAAUUAGCCUACCCAAAAUUGAGACGCGCCGCAAUUUCAAGUACCAUGGGAAGGAAGAAGGAGUUAUCGAGCUAAUCGAAGAAGACUUCGACUUGGACCUGUCUAACCGUAUCGAAGAGAUGUCCCAAAUCUCGAUCUGUGACGAAUACAAUGGGAAAAACAUCACCGUAGCCGAGUCGGCGUUUCUCCAGCACCUAGCUUUCAGGCAUACUGAAAUGCUGCGCGAGACUUCACGCAGCCUGAACGAGAAACAUCAAACAAAGUUCUUCAAUGAAGUGAAACUCGACUCUAAGGACCGGGAAAUUUGGGGCCAAGGAUGUCAUCAUGAUUGGAGGUUUUUUAGGUCUAUUACUCCCCAACAGCAACGGCUGCAAGUGUUACAUCGAAUGACGCGAGCUUGGCAGAGUUUCGCAAGUCAUCAAAAAAUCAUCUACUGGUUGGCGCACGGGAACUUGUUGAGCUGGUUUUGGCAAGGAACUAACUUCGAAUGGGACUACGAUAUUGACAUACAGGUGCCUAUGAGACACAUGGAGUUUUUGUCUGCAAACUUCAACAAUUCCAUCAUUAUUUCAGACGACGAAGGAUACGUUGGGAGGUACUACUUAGAAGUCAAUCCGCUCUAUGCUGACAAAAAUCGUGGCUCGGGAAUGAAUGUGAUUGAUGCUCGCUUUAUUGAUGUUGACACAGGUCUCUAUAUCGAUCUAACUUCAAUAUCCAAUGUAGUGGACAGCGCAGGUUCCCAUUUUGGCGACAAAAACUACCAUUCUUACCAGUCCUUCAGCUACUUGAACCCUUUGCGAGAGACCAUGUAUGAAGGGUCUAAGACGUAUAUACCGGCCGCCGUUCAAAACAUUUUGAGUGAUGAAUAUCCUAGUGGGCUCUCCAAGAUGGAAUACAAAGACUACGUGUACAAUAAAACUAUAUCUGGAUGGAUAUCUAAUUCAAAAAACCCUAACAUGAUCCCGGAGCCUCUAAAGAUUAUGUGGAAGCGCCACCAGCUCGAGAUAGCAGCUCUGUGUCCUCUUGAAGGAUUCAAAGACACUAAAAGUUGUAAGGAUAGAACAACUUCUGAAUCAGGAAAAAAAAAUUGA
This is a messenger RNA of Lachancea thermotolerans CBS 6340, 1983 nucleotides long. Its product is annotated as KLTH0D11220p. Lineage: Eukaryota; Fungi; Ascomycota; Saccharomycetes; Saccharomycetales; Saccharomycetaceae. The record is from RefSeq and is a predicted model, not a curated record. The transcript has a single exon. The coding region runs from base 1 to 1983 and encodes 660 amino acids.